Lucilia sericata (common green bottle fly) is the source of this 2813-nucleotide messenger RNA. RefSeq names its product tyrosine-protein kinase Fer-like. The annotation marks the transcript as partial. Lineage: Eukaryota; Metazoa; Arthropoda; Insecta; Diptera; Calliphoridae. The transcript has 6 exons. Gene Ontology annotation, molecular function: protein tyrosine kinase activity. The record is from RefSeq and is a predicted model, not a curated record.
UCGUAGUUCUUGUCUGUUCAUCUGUUUAUCUGCCUGCCAGGGCAAAAGUGUUAAAAUUGGCACUUGUUAUAAAACUUACAGAUGAAGUGGUACGCAAAAAGUCCGAAUAUCAAAAGCAUCUUGAGGGUUAUAAAGCCCUGAGAACACGUUUUGAAGAACAUUAUAUUAAAGCCGGUCGUGGUGGUCGUAAAUUAGAUGAUGUUCGUGAUAAAUAUCAAAAAGCCUGCCGUAAAUUACACUUAACCCACAAUGAAUAUGUACUCUCCAUAACAGAAGCCAUUGAAGUGGAAAAGGAUUUUCGUAAUAUAUUAUUGCCCGGCCUCUUGGAACAUCAACAAUCGGUACAGGAAAGUUUUAUAUUAUUGUGGAAGAAUAUUUUACAAGAAGCCAGCCAACACAGUGAUUUAACAGCAGAUAAAUUUAAAGAAAUACAAAAACGUAUUGAUAAUGUGAUAAAUAGUAUAAAUCCCAGUGAAGAAUAUCGGGAAUUUACCGAGAAACAUAGAACCUCCCCCACCAGCCCUGUAGUAUUUCAAUUUGAUGAAUCUCUUAUCGAAGAUAUACCCGGUAAACUACAAUCCAGUACAUUGGCUGUAGAUAAUCUCACUGUGGACUGGUUGCGCACCAAACAAUUGGAACUGGAAUUGUCGGUUAAAGAUUGCCAAGAGAAACAAUUGAAAAUGAUAGAACAUGUUAAUGGUGGUUCACCGAUAAUUGCCAAUGGUACUAUAACCUCAAAUGGUUCCAUAACAAAUGGUAUACAAUCCUGCAAAGAAAAUCAAAACCGCCAAUCCAAGGACUUAAAUGCCUUAAGAUGCCAAGAAAAACAGAAACAAAAAUUAGUUGACAUGAUUAAAUUUGCCUUAAAUGAAGUUGGCUGUGAAGAACUGCCUUCGGGUUGUGAUGAUCAUUUGGAUCCUAAUUUUGAUCAUGGCUUUAAUAAUGAUAAUCAUCAGAACUCCAAUACAACUCCAUCCGUAAGUAUAAUUAAUGAACUAAGAAGACGUGGUGGCGUUUUAACACUACUACGAGGACGUCAUUUUAAACGUAAAUCAACACCACAACCUACAACGCCGACAGCUGCUACCAGAGCCAAAAGGCUUAACAACAAAAUGAAACCCAGAUCCCAGAGUUUGGGUUCAUUAUCGGUAAAUAAUCCUAAUAGUCCUGCCAGAUAUGAGCCUAUUACUAACCUACCCAUGCGCAUGGCUGCCAGUUAUGAAACGAAUAAUAAUCAAGGUUUUCUGCAUGAUUCAAGUGAUUUUGAUAAAGAUUAUACAUUACGAUUUGUGCCUUCUAAGUUAAGACGCAGUAUGAGUCAUGGUUCUAUAUGCUUAAGAAAUCCCUUUAAAGAACAGGAUGAGGAUGAUGAACUAGAGGCAAAUGCCAAUACUAACAAAGCUUUAAAUAACAAUCAUAUAUAUGCUGAUUUAGAUUUAAAGGAGGAAAGGGAAGUUGAUAAAAAUAUGGAGGUAUAUAAAGAGGAAAAGGAAAUUAUAAUUAAAACGGAAUAUCCGGCGGUAGUGGUAAAUGAAAGUCAAAGCUGUCUAAGUAAAGUUGUUAUAGAAAUAAAUAGAGUAGAUGAUGUUGUGGAAGAGGAAACUAAUAAAGAAGUAGUAGAAUGUGUAGCGGUAACAGAAACUAAGCCCGAACAAACUCCGUCCGAAAUACCCGAGGUAAUGCAAAAUUCUAUUGAUGCCCAUUUGGAUAAGAUCGAUGAACUAAAUCGUACUUUAGACAAUCGUUUAAAACGUAAUAUUACACCUCAAAUAACCGAUUUAGAUGCCAUAGAAUCUGCUGAAAUUGUAGAUGUUUUACAACGAGGGGCCAUCUGCCUUAAUGACAAUACAAACAAACGUUAUUCCACCUCCAGCUCGGAUAAAGAGGUGCAAGUUAAUUGUAACAAUCAAGCAAAUGAUAAACAGAAAAAGAGAUCUCUUUCGUUUUCACAAAAAUCCAUAAAUGCCAUACUCUGUAAUAUCAAAGAGUUUUCAAAAAGUCCUCUCACCAAAAUGCAUAUUACGACGCAGGAUAAAGACAAGGAAUCAACCAACACGGAUGCCAGCGAAACUAAUUGUUUUAGUAGCAAACAAUCCCAAGAAACAAAUAAUACUACAGCGAAUCUUUUAAAUAAAACACUGCCACCAGCUCCAGCCCCUACACCAAUACCACUAGGUGAUCUUAAUACAAACACUUCUCCCCUAAAGAACACACAAUGUAGCAAUGACACCACUAAUGAGGAUAACACAACACAAACACCACUAACAACAGCAACAACUGGCCUUAACGAACAUUUGCAACAACAACAGAAAAAACUACAUUCCCUAGAAUCUUUAAAUGUUAAUCAUUCCACUGCCAAUGAAAAUCCGUCCAAGGAUACACACAUUAUUACCUCAAAACUUAAAUUUAAAGUGCCAAAAAUACAAAAGAAAUCAAAAGCCAUACGUCAAACAUUCCGCAGUAAAUUCCUACAUUUUCAAUUGAGAAAAGGCAAACUCUGUAAGACAUGCACUAAACGUCGACGCAUACAUCCGAGUAAAAGUGUUUUUGAUUUUUCCAAAGAAUUCCAUUUCAAUACUGCCAACGAACAGAGCAACGAAGAGAAUGAAGAGUUUUGUACAUGUCCCCUAGAUCAUCCUUCCUAUCCGCCACCCUCAAAUAAACGCAUUAAUAUAACCUCCUCGCACAUCAGCAAUUGUUUCGAUGAUGAGGAUGAUGGUGAAACGAGUGAUGAUGUUUUAUCAAUGAAGGAUCAUUGCUAUUGUGUUCCAAGUCUGGCAAUGAGUGUGAGUAAAUAGUCAAGUUUAGAAGCA